Messenger RNA from Papilio xuthus (Asian swallowtail), 2313 nucleotides. Its product is annotated as organic cation transporter protein-like. NCBI's taxonomy places the organism in Eukaryota, Metazoa, Arthropoda, Insecta, Lepidoptera, Papilionidae. Gene Ontology annotation, molecular function: transmembrane transporter activity. Gene Ontology annotation, biological process: transmembrane transport. Gene Ontology annotation, cellular component: membrane. The transcript is spliced from 7 exons. The record is from RefSeq and is a predicted model, not a curated record. Bases 81 to 1568 code for a protein of 495 amino acids.
AAAGUGAUGUGUUUAAAGAUUUUGAAAAAUUUUCAAAAUAUCAGUUUUUUCAAUAUAUUUUAAUCAGUUUGCCUCUUGUUAUGGUAUCUAUGGUUCAUGUUAAUUAUAUAUUUGUUGCUGAAGACAUACCCCAUAGAUGCCGCGUACCCGAAUGCGAUGGUACGAACGCUAGCGCAGAAAUACCUCCAUGGUGGCCCAAAAAUGUGGACUCAAAAUGCUUCCGACCGGUUGUAGAUGUCAAUAGUUUUGGUAAAUCAAAUAACACUUGCUCGAACGCAACAUUCGAAGAAACAUUGGAAGAAUGUCACGAGUGGAUCUACGAGAAUCACAAUUCAAUAGUUGCCGCGCUAAAUCUUGGUUGUCAAUCAUGGAAGUCGACACUGGUUGGCAGUGUUCACAACGCCGGCAUGAUUGCCUCAGUCAUGAUCUCUGGAUGGAUCGCAGAUAAAAUCGGCAGAAAGCCAACCAUUAUCGUGUGUUCGAUAGGUGCAGCUGUCGGCGUGUUUAAAAUAUUUAUACAGAAUUAUUACGCGUACUUAGCGGUCGAAUUCUUAGAGUCUAUGCUUGCAUCCGGCCUUUACACAGUCAAUGUUGUUUUAUUAAUAGAAGUCGGUGGUGAAUCGACAAGAGUAUUAGCUGGAGUUAUAUUCUCUUACGCAGUAUACAUCGGAGAGAUGUUAUUCGCUUUCACUGCGAUGGGACUUCAGUAUUGGAAGACUUUAAUAUUAAUUGUAUACACACCGAUGUUCUUAUUCGUUUUUUACGUAUUCAUAUUAAAAGAGAGCACAAGAUGGCAAUUGUUACGCGGGAAAACUGAAGAAGCUAAAGAGACUCUUAAAGUUAUUGCUAAAGUGAAUAAAAUAAACGUCACCGAUAAAGAAAUAAAUGAAAUAAGUGAUGCCGACUUAAGAUCUAGAUUCAAUGUUGUCGUACAAAAAGAGAAAGAGACAAUGAAAGAUAUCAUCAAUUCUAAAGAGAUAAUGAUUCGUUUAACCGUCGCGUCGUUUUGUUUUUUCUCAUCCAGCUUUAUAUAUUACGGAAUGGCAGUACAUUCUAUACUUUUACCGGGAAAUAAAUAUACGAAUUUCGUUCUGACAUCUUUAUCAUCGUUCCCUGGAGAUUUUAUAGCAUAUUAUACAUUCAAAAAGUUUGGCAGGAAGAUAACGUUGCAAUGUGGAUAUAUUUUUUCAGCCGGAUUUUUAUUAGCACAAGCAUUUUCACCUGAUGACAUAAUGUGGUUAAAAGUAGCAUUAUUUUUAGCGGGUAAAGUGGGAGUCGUGGUAUGCUUUACCGGCAUCUACACAUAUAGUUUAGAACUGUUCCCUACGAGUGUACGAGGCUCACUUAUUGGUUGGGGAAACACAGCUGCAAGAAUUGGAAGCAUGCUUGCCCCGCUCACGCCUUUAUUGUCAGCGGAGAUUACGUUCCUACCAUCGCUCCUGUUCGCAUCUACAGCGAUUAUUUCCGCUCUACUUCUAACAUUCACACCUGAAACGAGAAAAUUACCGCUGUUUGAUACUAUAGCGCAAGUGGAUAAUUAUAGAGAGAAAAUUAUUACCGCAUUGUAAAAUGGGAUACGGUACCCAAAUGUUCUUAUAAACGGUUCCACAGAAAUUUUACUUUUUGUCUUUGAAAAAACAUAGACAAUAAUUAAGUUUGUAAAAAGUUUCACAACAAUAGAUCACGAUUGUGUGCCAAGUUUAUGUAAAUUUUUCUAUUAUUUUUUGUCACGAAUUAAUAUUAAAUGCGCUCUUUAUAUGUAAAGAAAAUAACUAAAGUGUUCUUAUAGUUUUAAUAUAGAUAUAAGUACAUAAUACAAUUAUGUAGUAACGAGAUAGCUUUAUGAAAACAAAACUAACCUAACGUUAUUAAACGCGUAUUAAGUUUAAGUUUUUUGUCUAUUUAUGUAUUACUUUGUAUUAAUUUUUUUAAGUAUAUUUUAUGGGCGAAGCUAUGCCGUUUCCUCCUUCUCCCUAGCAUGGUCUUUGUUAGCCUUUCUUUAAUUAAUAUUUUUGUUUUUGUUAAUUUAAUAUAUUUAUAAUUAAAUUUAUUUUACAUAGGUCAUUCAGACCGAUGCCAGUGAAAGAAAAUAUAUAUGAUACACUUGUUCUGUGUUCUUGAAAUUAAUAUUUUUUUUAUAAUAUCGAUAAUAAAAUAAAAUUGUUCCGUCGAUCUCAUAUGGCACUUUACAGUACGAGUAUAUUGUAGCCAAAACCUUUAUUUUAUUUGUAAAAGGAUUAUUUAAUACAGCAUGUUGUAAACGGGUCUUUUGUGAAAAUACAUAUUCAAAGCAAUAUUAUAUGUAAUUUUCAA